AUGUUGCCAUUUAAGGGAGCCAUUUACGGCUUAAAGCUGGGCUCAUUGCCUGUGCGAACAUUCAUGCAUACAUACAAAACUUCAAAUAUUGCAAGCACAACAUCGGGAUGGAUAAACCACAAAAUAAACGUAAGACUAACAAGCAGAGGAUAUGCUACUGUGAAGACUCCAAAUAUUGACUGGAAUCCGAUGAGGUCAAAGCAUGAUCUCAACAACGAGGGAGAUCGAACAAAAUCGCAUAAAGUUGUUUUUGGCUUGCUUUGUUUUGCCCCUAUUCUCACAUUUUGCUUGGGAGUUUGGCAGGUGAAACGUCUAAAGUGGAAAACCAAGUUAAUUGCACAGGCCGAGGACAGAUUGGCAUAUAAACCAAUCGUGUUUCCAAACGGACUUACAGACGAAGAAGUCGAAAAAGAGUUGCUAUACAGAAAAGUUUACAUUACGGGUAAAUUCGACUAUACUCGGGAGGUAUACGUGGGCCCACGACUUCGUGAUGGCCGGAAAGGAUAUACAGUAGUUUGCCCCUUUGUCUUGAGUAACGGUGAUGGCGAUAUAUUGGUGGAAAGAGGAUGGAUUGGCGAAUCCAAAGUGAUUCCUGACUCUAGAAAACUUCAACACUUAUCAUGUCCCCAGGGAACAAUUACUAUAGAAUGUGUGGUGAAAAUGCCCCAUAAGAAAAGUGCACUACAGAUGAAACACGAUAAAGGUGCCAGACUAUUUGAAUAUACCGAUGCUUAUGCAAUGGCGGAUGAACUUGGAACAAGACACUCUUAUUUGCAAGCAGUCAAGUCGUUUUGCGAUCGUCCGGAAUGGAGGCAAGAAGAAACACUAGAUAGCGAUUCAGAUGAACAUGAAAAUUCCACAGAAAAGAAGGGAAUAUGGAUCGCCUUGGCUUCUUUAGUCGGAUUUGGUGGUAACUCUGACAAAAAGCCAAAACUUACACUUUCUGAUUUGCAAAAGAAGCAAAUCGGUGAGUUGGAACAGGAUGAGCAAAGGGAUAUUGAGUUUGAUGAACAACAAUUUGUUUCUGCAGGUGUUCCAGUUGGUCAGGAACCAAGAAUCGAGUAUAGGAAUAACCACAUGCAAUAUUUAAUUACGUGGUUUUCACUUUCAUUUGCAGCUACUGUUCUACUCUUUAUAAUAGUGAAGAAGAAGCGGUGGGUGGAUCCAAGAGACGAAAAAGUGAAGUAUGCCAAGAGGUUCUUGCGUUGA
Messenger RNA from Brettanomyces bruxellensis, 1209 nucleotides. RefSeq lists its product as uncharacterized. The transcript has a single exon. The record is from RefSeq and is a predicted model, not a curated record. Gene Ontology annotation, biological process: mitochondrial respiratory chain complex IV assembly. Lineage: Eukaryota; Fungi; Ascomycota; Pichiomycetes; Pichiales; Pichiaceae. Gene Ontology annotation, cellular component: membrane; mitochondrion. Bases 1 to 1209 code for a protein of 402 amino acids.